AUGAGAGGAGGAGAUGAGAGAGUUUUGCCUUGCAGCAGCAGUCGCUGUGACGCUGCCACAGAGAAGGAACGCGGCGACUUCUUCCUUAUUGCCUUGACGUUCUACUCGUGCCCUACUGGAGCUUCCUCCGGCAGGACGCGCCUCCAACCCUCCGCCGCCCCGCCACCUUUGUCUGCUCACAGAGCGCAGCGGAAGGGGCGGGCGGCAGCCGCCAUGUCGCGGGACGGCGCCUCGGCGGAGGGCCCACGUCUAGAAAGUACUUCACCAUCAUUUUCCUCUACUCCCCACAAUGAGAGAUCUGGAGACUCCAAUUCAAUACUGUGUGGAGAAGCACCACCUGAAAAAGAUGAGAAGAAAGAUAUUAACAGUGACAUGAAACCGUCAGUGGAGGAUAAUAGUAGGAAACCUGCUGCUCUGAUAGUAGCAAUGACCACCACAGCACACGAGAGAACACAGUUAGAGAGGUCAGCAGAUGACAGUUCAUACAAGGAGAGAAUUGUGCAGGAGCCAGUAGUAACAGCUGCAAUACAAGAAUUACCAGUGGAUGGUCAGUCUAACCGUGGGGAGGUGAAGAACACUUCAGAGGAUUCUGGGCAGAAACAAAGUGGAACAACGAAAGCAGUUCUACAGAGCUCAAAAUCCUCAUCUUGCAAGUUUCUGCCUUCUGCACACUUAAAGGAAAAAGUGAAAGCUGUUCCAUCAGCUGCAACUGUUCCACCUCGCUAUUUGGGAACAUUAAAGGUUUUAGAGGAUAAACACUUGCAGAAGAACAAUACAGAACUUGACAGAGCAGAUAGUUUGCGAGCAGCUGUUUUCCAGAACUGGAUGGAAAAGAAAAGAGCCUUUCUACUGGAAUUAAAGAGAGCUGAAAAGAAAAAAGCUGAGGAGCUGAGGAAUGAUACUGAAAAGAAAGAAGCCAUUAAAAGAGAGGAAGCAGAUGCAUCUUUUAAAUCCUGGAAAGCAAUGAAAGCAAGAGAAGCAAAGAAGUUGAAUGAAGAAAAGAAGCUUGAGAAACUUAAGGAAAAGGAAGCAGCAGAACAGAAUGCAGAGAGAGCAGAAGCAGCACAGAAGGCGUUUGAAAAAUGGAAAGAGAAAAAAACAGAAUAUUUGAGAGAGAAAGGCAGACAGGAAGAACAGUCUGAAAGAAUCAGGAAGAAGAAAGAAGAGGAAUUAGCUGCAGAAAAGAAAAGAGACAGCAUAUCAGCAGUUGAAAAAUGGAAUGAUAAAAAAAAGGAGUACAUGAAACAGAAGAAGGCAGAAAAAGUCAGAGAGAGAAGAAAAAAAGAAAUACAACAGGCAGAGAAGGAUGAAAAAGAUAAAAUGGCCAGAGAAGAAUACGAAAGAUGGCUGGGAAACGUGUUGAGGAGAGAGCAACUUCAGAAGAAGCAGAAGAACUUCCGUGUUGUGCAUUGGAAUGAAGUGCCUUUUCCGUGGAUCCCACCUGGCAAAGUCACCUAUACAAAGAACUACUGAGCAGCCUAUUGCCCUCUGUACAAAGAGAUAAUCUGCUUAUGAUCUCAAGACUAGUCUGUUAUUUCAGUUUUUCACUGAAUCCAUGAUAGAUGUUUUAUCCUUUCUUUUUAAUUUAUUUGAUCUCUGGAGUUGAAAUGGGUUUCUUGUCCUAUUCCACGACAUUAACAAAUGCACUAAUUUUUGUAAUUCUGCAUUUAACUUAGUUUUGUUAAAUGUUGUGUUACUCCAUUCCUUCUUGGUGAAGGUGGAUAAUCAAGAGAUGGGAGGCUAGACUCUGUUUUUUUUUUUGUUUUUUUACCCAGUAUGUGGCGGCUUACUGUUGUAGUAAGCAGAAUGAUUAUGCUUACAUUACUACUCUAUUACUAUUCAGCAGCAGUAAUGACAGUUGUUACUCAAAAUGAGUGGUCACUUGCAAGUAGAAAAAAAUGAAAACACUUCCACAUCCAUUCAAAAUAUUUUAGUCUCUAUUUAUAAACAAUUAAAUGGUGAUAAACGUGAUGAACACAGUAUUCAAGAAAAGGGAAAGUACAGGCCAGGGAGCCUACCUAUAUGUGCAAGAUACAAGGAUGUUCAAGCCUGAUGGCGUGCUUGAAUUGCUUCUCUUCCUUCACCUGCAAAACCCGUUUUGAGUGAGUAGUUGAGAGAUGGUUCACGCAUGGAAGGUGAGAAUGGUGUUUGUGAUCAGGAAUGGUUCUGCCAUGAGGAAGAUGAGACAGGGAUUUGUUCUGGAAGAACUGCUGUGUGAAACAGGGAGGAUAGGGAGAUGUUGGGUGUCUUGCAGUAGAACAGAGGCAUGAGGCUAAACCAUCAGUAUGGUGUGAGAAUGUUGUUCUUCAUGAAGAAACAAACUACAGAGAGCACGAUUAAUUUUUAGAUUGUUGUAGAAUCAUAGAAUGGCCUGGGUUGCA
This is a messenger RNA of Lagopus leucura (white-tailed ptarmigan), 2381 nucleotides long. It is a transcript of the gene MAP9, whose product is annotated as microtubule associated protein 9. Gene Ontology annotation, molecular function: microtubule binding. NCBI's taxonomy places the organism in Eukaryota, Metazoa, Chordata, Aves, Galliformes, Phasianidae. Gene Ontology annotation, biological process: mitotic spindle assembly; mitotic cytokinesis; regulation of mitotic cytokinesis. The record is from RefSeq and is a predicted model, not a curated record. The transcript has 10 exons. Gene Ontology annotation, cellular component: astral microtubule. Bases 1 to 1473 code for a protein of 490 amino acids.